Pecten maximus is the source of this 1891-nucleotide messenger RNA. RefSeq lists its product as uncharacterized. Lineage: Eukaryota; Metazoa; Mollusca; Bivalvia; Pectinida; Pectinidae. Bases 157 to 1650 code for a protein of 497 amino acids. The record is from RefSeq and is a predicted model, not a curated record. The transcript is spliced from 2 exons.
UUCCAAUUCAGCGCCACCUGGCGGAUCAUAAUCCAAGAUGGCGGCGUAUGGUGUGUCCGUGUCACAGCACAUGUUUUUAGUGUUUUAUCAGCGCUACGCGUCAAAUUAGACUUUUUCCAGAAAAUCUUCGUGCUUAAAUGCGUAUAUAGAUACAAAAUGCCUCAUCACUGCUGUGUGCCACAUUGUACAAAUAAUUCCAAGACAAAAGAUGGUUACUCUUUUCAUACAUUCCCUAAAGACCCUUCAGUGGCAAAAAAGUGGGUGAUUGCUAUACGCAGAGAUCAAGGUGCAGAUUUUGAUAUCAACAAAGAGACAAGAGUAUGCUCCGUUCACUUUAACGCAGACUCUUACCAUCCUACCACUGCUAUUCAUGUUCGAAAACGUUUGCGAGGGACUGCUGUACCAUCAGUAUUUCAAUGGACUGUACAGAAACCCGUCAGAAGGAAACUCAGCCUUCUCAUGAAAAGUCCAAAUUGUGGAAAUGUAGAAUCCAACAAUACAAGUUUCCCAGAAAAACAUGUUUUGGAAAGCUGUAAUAAUGAUUGUGAUGAGCCUUUGCUUGUAGACCAGCCUUUUAGUAGUGAGGAUAGUUUAACAAAUGUGGAUUGGGCUGAAUCUCCAGACAAGAGUAAAUUAAAAGAAACCAACAGUGUUCUACUUCACAUUAGGAACAAAGAGAAGUUUUCAAUUCUACGGUUUUGUAAUUCCGAUUCUGAUAUCAGAUAUUACACAGGAUUUUCAUCAUACCUAGCCUUACACUGUUUCUUCACAUUCUUACAACCGGCUUGUAGCUUUUUGUACUAUGUAGGGACAGACAACACAUCUGAAGGGACACCUUACAUAUUUCUCAACAAACGUGGAAAGUCCAGAUCCUUGUCGCCUAUGGAAGAGUUAUUUGUAACUCUUGUUCGUCUUCGGAAAGGUUUACCAGAAAAACAUUUAGGUGACCUGUAUAACCUUUCUGAGGGACAUGUGUCAAAAAUACUCAACACUUGGAUUGCUUUUCUUGACAACAGACUGUCUUCGCUACCAAUUUGGCCACAAAGAGAUCAUGUGAAUAACACCAUGCCAGCAAUUUUCAAGACAUAUUUUUCCUCUACUCGAACCAUAAUUGACUGCACAGAAAUAUUCAUAGAACACCCAUCUGCCUCGGAGUGUCAGCGGGAGACAUUUUCCUCGUACAAACAUCACAACACUGCAAAGGGUCUCAUUGCCAUCGCACCAAGUGGCCAAAUCACAUUUAUUUCUCCGCUCUACUCUGGGCGAUGUUCAGACAAGAAAAUAAUUCGCCAUUGUGGAUUGUUGGACCUGAUAGAGGAAGGAGAUGGUGUCAUGGUUGAUCGCGGCUUUGACAUUACAACAGAUCUUGAAAACAGGGGUGCUCAUCUUAUAAUGCCUGCCUUUUUAAGUGGAAAAGACCAAUUCACUCCUGAUCAGUUAUCUCAAUCCAGAGAAAUAGCAACAGUGCGCGUCCAUGUUGAGAGGGCUGUGAGGAAGAUCAAAGAAUUUGAAAUUCUGAGACACACAGUUCCCAUCACAUUGUGUCCUAUGCUUGAAAAGAUAUGGAAUAUUUGUGGACAUUUGGCUAAUUUCUCAGGGAGUGGAACAUUGUUUAGACAACCCAAAGAUGUCUCCACUUGUAAAGAAUAAAGACACAUUGAUAAUGCUCUCAUGUUUAAUGAAAUGUCAGAUUCUUUUCAUAUAUGAACACUUUAUAAUAUGAUACAUAUAAAACAUGUUUCCAUGGUGAUCAAAGUUUCAAAAAUAUUAUGUUGAAUUUUGUACAAUUUUUGUGACAAUAAAAUGCAUUUUCAAAUACUGUCAUAGUAGUAAUACCAUGAAAAAAUUCCAAGCAAAAAAGUUUGUAAAUAAUACAUUUCUACAAAUGAAA